Messenger RNA from Dovyalis caffra, 3291 nucleotides. Lineage: Eukaryota; Viridiplantae; Streptophyta; Magnoliopsida; Malpighiales; Salicaceae. The record is from the annotation of a GenBank genome assembly.
AUGGCAUUCUCUCCUACAUCUACUUCUUCACUUUCUACUUUUCAAUCUUCUAAUUCUACUCUUUUUUAUUCACCCAAAUUAUACUCCCAUCCUUUUCCUACCUCUUUCUUUUCUUUUGCUUUCUACCCAAAGAAAAGACACUCUUACACUCGUCGUUUUCGACUUUUUGCUACUGCAAAUGUGGCUCUUCAGUCUGGCAAUGGUGCUGUCGUUGCUACCCCUAAUGCUGCCACUGAGAAGCUGGACUCAUCCUCCUACGGAAGACAGUACUUCCCUUUAGGUGCUGUUGUUGGCCAGGAUGCUAUCAAAACUGCUCUUUUGCUUGGGGCUAUUGACCGUGAGAUUGGUGGGAUUGCUAUAUCUGGAAGGCGAGGAACAGCCAAGACAGUAAUGGCACGUGGGCUUCAUGCAGUUUUGCCACCCAUUGAUGUAGUCGUGGGUUCAGUAGCAAAUGCAGAUCCAGCAUGCCCUGAAGAGUGGGAAGAUGGUUUGGCUGAAGGAGUGGAAUAUGAUUCCAAUGGUAAUAUCAAGACCCAAGUUGUGAGGUCUCCUUUUGUUCAGAUUCCUCUGGGAGUUACUGAGGAUAGGCUCAUUGGAUCAGUGGAUGUUGAGGAGUCUGUGAAAACAGGAACAACUGUCUUCCAACCAGGCCUUCUUGCUGAAGCUCAUAGAGGUGUUUUAUAUGUUGAUGAAAUUAAUCUCUUGGAUGAGGGUAUAAGUAAUUUGCUUCUUAAUGUGUUGACGGAAGGAGUUAAUAUUGUGGAAAGAGAGGGAAUCAGCUUUAGGCAUCCUUGCAAGCCCCUUUUGAUUGCUACUUAUAACCCAGAAGAGGGUGCUGUUCGUGAACACUUAUUAGAUCGCAUUGCUAUUAAUCUGAGCGCAGAUCUUCCAAUGAAUUUUGAAGAUCGUGUUGCUGCCGUUGGAAUUGCAACGCAAUUUCAGGAACAUAGUGAUGAAGUAUUUAAAAUGGUUGAGGAAGAGACCGAAUAUGCAAAGACCCAGAUCAUUUUGGCAAGGGAGUAUCUGAAGGAUGUUACUAUUGGCAGGGAGCAAUUGAAGUACCUCGUUUUGGAAGCCCUUCGAGGUGGUUGCCAGGGACACAGAGCUGAACUAUAUGCUGCCCGUGUUGCAAAAUGCCUGACUGCUUUAGAAGGACGUGAAAAAGUGACCGUGGAUGACCUUAAAAAAGCUGUAGAACUAGUUAUUCUUCCUCGUUCAAUCAUCAAUGAGAACCCACCUGAGCAGCAAGACCAACAGCCUCCGCCUCCUCCGCCUCCUCAAAAUCAAGAUCCUGGGGAUGAGCAGAAUGAGGAGGAAGAUCAAGAGGAGGACAAUGAAGAGAAUGAGCAACAGCAGGAACAAAUACCUGAAGAAUUCAUAUUUGAUGCGGAAGGAGGGUUGGUUGAUGAGAAACUUCUCUUCUUUGCACAACAAGCACAGAGACGCCGAGGGAAGGCUGGGAGAGCAAAGAAUGUGAUAUUUUCUGAGGAUAGAGGUCGAUAUAUUAAACCCAUGCUCCCGAAGGGUCCUGUAAAGAGAUUAGCAGUGGAUGCAACCCUCAGGGCAGCUGCUCCAUAUCAAAAAUUGCGUAAAGAGAAGGAUACUCAAAAGAGUAGGAAGGUUUAUGUUGAGAAAACUGACAUGAGGGCAAAAAGAAUGGCAAGAAAAGCCGGAGCACUGGUAAUUUUUGUGGUUGAUGCUAGUGGCAGCAUGGCAUUGAAUCGAAUGCAAAAUGCAAAAGGUGCAGCUCUAAAGUUGCUUGCUGAGAGUUAUACAAGCAGGGAUCAGGUUGCUAUUAUUCCUUUCCGUGGAGAUGCUGCUGAAGUUCUUUUGCCUCCUUCCAGAUCAAUUUCAAUGGCAAGAAAGCGUCUCGAAAGGCUUCCAUGUGGUGGUGGUUCUCCCUUAGCUCACGGCCUAACGACUGCUGUCAGGGUUGGGAUAAAUGCAGAAAAGAGUGGUGAUGUUGGACGCAUAAUGAUUGUUGCAAUAACUGAUGGCAGAGCCAAUAUAUCACUGAAAAGGUCCAAUGAUCCCGAAGCUGCUGGUCCUGAUGCUCCAAGACCUUCGGCACAAGAAUUGAAGGAUGAGAUUCUUGAAGUGGCUGGGAAAAUAUUCAAGGCAGGGAUGUCUCUCCUUUUGAUUGACACAGAAAACAAGUUUGUUUCAACCGGUUUUGCUAAGGAAAUUGCUAGAGUUGCUCAAGGGAAAUACUAUUACUUGCCGAACGCAUCAGAUGCAAAGAAACAAUUGUCAGAAUUCGAUGAGCUCAACAAAGAUCAAGAAGUCAAGUUUUUGAAUUAUAUCUCUGUGGCUGAAGAGAUGAUUCAACACUUGAAAGAUGAAAAUGACAGGUUGCGUAAACAAGCCAAUGAUUUGAGAAGCGAAGUUGCUUCAAUCAGGCAUGCAUUCCCGACCGUCCUUUCUAAGUCCACCAAGGACGAACAAUGUGCGGAGUACCAGAAGUUGUUGAUGGAAGAGAACCAGAAAAAUAAAAUGCUCAAUGAAGAAGUUGAGAAGCUUCAAAGGCAGCUUCAAUAUGGACUUUCCUGCUAUUCUAAGGAUGGAAACAGUGUACAGCUGAAUAUGUUUGCAACUGCACAAGUUACACCAGAAGAGAUAUCCACUGACUCAACAAGAAGUAGGGUGAGAAAACGUAGCCGAGAAGUUAGGGAGAGAAUAGAAGAAGACAUUACCCAUGGUUGUAAUGAUAUAGAAGGAGAAUCUGCAAAGCGCUCAUCUAAGGGAACUGUUUCCUGUGGGGAUCUUCCAAAUGAUCAGCAGCUAGAAUCUUGUGAAAGAACUGCAUACAGAUCAGAUGGUGGCAUUGUAGCCGACGGUGGCCCUGCCAACGUUCAGUUUCAAGCCCUUCUCGAAUACCUAGUAGGCAUGAAAUUGUCUGCUGUUAAUCAAACUGAUGAAGUUUGCAUUUCAGCUUUGCAUCAAUCAAGUGUUAUCAUUCGCAAAUUUGAGUUUCCUUCCCGUAGGUUAUAUGAUCUGUUUGGAUAUUGGCUAGCUGGUGGUUGUAAUUCUUCUUUGCAAAAUCUUAUUGGAUCAUCUGUUGUUCUGAUGGCUGCAGCUUUGAUGUUUGUUUCUCUUACAGGUUACUCAUUCACUCUAACAUGGGUGAAGAAGGAAGCUGAAGAGGAACCGGAGCUGUUAUAUCGUGUGUUAACACUAGGGACGUUUGAGAGGAUAGCGCCAGAGUGGAUGCGAUCAGUGUUGAUGUUCAGCAUGAGAAUGUGGCCAAUCUUCUUUGAAAGAGUAGCCUGUGUGAUCAAGCUGCAUCGCUGA